This is a messenger RNA of Closterium sp. Yama58-4, 726 nucleotides long. The record is from the annotation of a GenBank genome assembly. Lineage: Eukaryota; Viridiplantae; Streptophyta; Zygnematophyceae; Desmidiales; Closteriaceae.
AUGGAGGACACACGGCAAUCCGCGAUCCGCCGCCGUCACUGGGCUCUCGUCCGCCUUCAGCUCGAUGCCGAUUGGCUGGCGGAAGAACGGCGGAACGACCUCCCGCGCGGCGUCCGCCAGGCGGUGCGCGAACUGCACGAGUGCGAGUGGGUGUGGGUGAUCGAUCCGAUCGACGGCACGGCGAGCUUCAUCACGGGCAAGCCGCUCUUCGGCACGCUCGUCGCGCUGCUGCACCGCGGCCGCCCCGUGCUGGGCGUGCUGGAGCAGCCCGUGCUGCGCGAGCGAUGGGUCGGCGUCGCGGGCCGCCCCACCACCUUCAACGGCGUCCCGGUCGCCACGCGCCGCUGCGCCGACCUGCGCGACGCGUACGUGUACACCACGUCGCCGGACCUCUUCCCCGGCGCCAGCGGCGAGGCGUUCCGCGCGGUGAAGAGCGGUGCGCGCAAGGCGAACUACGGGUGCGACUGCUACGCGUUCGGGCUGCUGGCGAGCGGGUUCGUGGACGUGGCUCUGGAGUUCGGCGUGAAGCCGUGGGACUACCUCGCUCUCGUCCCCAUUGUGGCGGGCGCGGGCGGGCGCAUGAGCGACUGGCGCGGGCGCGAGCUGCGGCUGGCGUCGCUGCGCGCGGAGGACUGGGUGGGCGACGUGGUGGCGACGGGCGACGCGCAGCUGCAUGCGACGGUGCUGGCGACGCUGGCUUGGGAGCAGCGCGGCAAGGGCGAGUGA